GGAACUUUGCGUACGUCACGUUCAGGAUAUUGGUAUUCGAAUUGUGCUUGUUCCAAUGCCUGGAUCAUUGAUACGCCUUGUCGACCAUCAAUUAUGAUGUCGAGCCUCUACAGCUUCAUCACACAUGUUGAAGGUUCAUCAUUUCCUUUACCGCAUCCAGAUGAAGACCUUAGGUAUGUGAACAUGAGAGAGUACCGCCAUUUUUUUCAACCAAUAAAUAUGAAGAGUGGAGAAAUUUGUUUAUGGGAAAAAGAACCAUUCAAACAUUCUACUUUUAAGAUGUUCCUGCCAUGGACGAAAUCGGAUUCAGAUGAUGAUGAUGAUAGAAGGGAGGAGAAGGAGGGAGAAGAGGAAGAGGGAGAAGUACCGAAAGAACUAGAAGACAAUUCUACACGGCGCGCCGCAUUUAAUUACGUCAUGACUGAAAUUCGAACCAACAGAAAUUGUUGGAGUGACGAGGACAAGGAGUCGUUGAUAAAUACCUUGCUCGAGGGAAUUACAGAGGAGAACGCUUGAUUUCUGGGUGCUGCUAUCAUCGUCGAAUUUGAAAUCUACUGAUGGCUAGAAUGCAAUCUCCAGAUGAUAAAAGCCUUCUCAAACUUGCUUUUAAGCAAUCGUAUCAAAAUUUAUGAUUCUCCAACUAGAAAAAGAGAUCUUUUUCAGUGUUAUGAGGGUCGAUAGUUUUUGAUCCCGCACUAAAACCUUAUCAACUUAUUUUAUUCCGAUCAAUUCCAUUUUUGUAGUUAUUGUCAUCUUUAAUGUCUAGGAUAUUUAUCAAGGGCAAGGGAAGAAUAUUUCGGGUUGGACUUCGACUUCUUGAUGGAGGAGGGAAUUUCGUUUGCACUCAAAGGGCAACAUGGUUGACUGUUUCUUUUUCUAUCAACAAUUUUCGAAAUGUAUAGGAUGACCAAAAGCUACGGGGAAAGGAUACGAGGAUCAUUAUGAACAUUGUUUGAAAACCA
Molecule: messenger RNA, 962 nt
Organism: Botrytis cinerea B05.10
Lineage: Eukaryota; Fungi; Ascomycota; Leotiomycetes; Helotiales; Sclerotiniaceae
Exons: 1
Coding region: 94-516 (140 amino acids)
Source: RefSeq, a predicted model, not a curated record